This is a messenger RNA of Lactuca saligna, 3508 nucleotides long. The record is from the annotation of a GenBank genome assembly. Lineage: Eukaryota; Viridiplantae; Streptophyta; Magnoliopsida; Asterales; Asteraceae.
AGAAUUCCUCUUCCGCUUCAAAACCCUUACGAGAAAGGGGAACCCUCCGGAAGAUCAAAGAGGGGCGAAUGGAAUUACAGACUCUUGCCGUUGAAGCAAAGCGCAAGGCACCAUGCGUCGACGUCGAGGAUGCAUCCUGGAAGGUAGCCAAGUGUCAAAAGCUCUCUUCAGAAAAAUUCAUGGUCCGACUCGAGAUUUCUUCCCCGGAUUCGUUCUCAGUAAAGCCGUUGAGCGUUGAUGGUUACAGGUUCCCUGGUGAUGCCGCUUGCUUUGAAAAAUUAAGCGAAUGCCUAUCUAAUGUGGUGCCAUCACAUUACACACAAAACCAUGGUAGUGGAGAGGCCUGUGUGUUCAAACUCACAGAUUAUGAUGCAGUUCUUAAGUCAUUAAAGAACGAGCGCAUUGAUUACCAAGACAUCCCUUACAUAACUCGUAGAGCUGUAAGCAUACUGUCACGCCCUUAUAUUGAGGGGCGAUGGGAACCCUGUAGACCAGAACAUCUAUCUGAUGAGAAAGUAGACGAAUUAAUGGGGAAACUUCCAAAGUCCUUGUUGGAGGUACUUCUCCCUUUCCAAUUUGAAGGUGUGAAGUUCGGAUUGCGUAGGGGUGGCAGGUGUCUCAUUGCUGAUGAAAUGGGCCUUGGGAAAACACUUCAGGCCAUUGCAAUUGCAAGCUGUUUCAUGAAUGAAGGUCCUGUAUUAGUUGUUUGUCCUGCUAUUUUGCGAUAUACAUGGGCAGAAGAAUUGGAGCAUUGGCUUCCAUCUUGUUUACCCUCUGAUAUUCAUUUAGUUUUUGGUCAUGAAAACAAUCCUAUAAACUUAGCAAGGACUCCAAAAGUUGUGGUUAUUUCUUACAAAAUGCUCUCCAAUUUGAAGAAGAGCAUACUACAACAACAAUGGGCUGUCAUGAUUGUUGAUGAAUCACAUCAUGUACGCUGUACAAAACGCGUAUCAUCAGAAGCAGGAGAGACACAGGCCUUGCUUGAUAUUUCAACAAAGAUCAAUCGUAUAGUUCUACUCUCAGGGACCCCUUCUUUGUCAAGGCCGUAUGACAUUUUUCAUCAAAUAAAUAUAUUAUGGCCUGGACUGCUUGGGAAAGACAAGCUUGCAUUUGCAAAAACCUAUUGCUCCAUGAGUACUUCCCGAACUUAUCAAGGGAUUGUCUAUCAGGAUUUCUCAAAGGGUAUUCGCUUGGACGAGUUAAAUGUGCUACUGAAGCAGACUGUUAUGAUAAGACGAUUGAAGGAGCAUGUCUUGAUGCAAUUACCACCAAUACGAAGACAAAUCAUAAACUUGGUUUUGAAGCAAUCAGAUAUCGAUUCUGCAAUAGAAAUCUGUGGUAUGCCAAAUGAUAAUGCUUUUACAGUAAAUAUUGCCGAAGAUGAUGAACUGGAUGAUGUUGAUGGCAACCCUUCAAAACCAUCCAAUCAAGCUAUAGGUAUCGCAAAACUAUCAGGAUUCAAAGAGUGGUUACUUAUGCAUCCAAUCAUGGCUGAAUCUGAUGAUGAUGAAAGUACUGGAUUAAGUCAAAGCUCUCAUAAGAUGAUAAUUUUCGUUCAUUAUCAUAAGGUUACAGAUAGAUUAGAGGAAUUCCUGUGUGAGAAAGGGAUUCAGUUUGUACGUAUUGAUGCACGCGAUGCAUCUGCCAGAGAUAGACAACAAGCUAUCCAUUCUUUCCAACAUUCAAAAGAGGUUAAAAUUGCAUUGGUUGGGAUACUUGCUGGGAGUAGUGGACUUAAUCUGUCAGCUGCACAAAAUGUGGUGUUUCUAGAAUUACCUGAGAGAAUAUCUGACUUUCAACAGGCUGAAAGUCGAGCACAUAGGCGUGGUCAAACUAAAGCAGUCAAUGUUUAUAUAUUUUGUGCCAAGAACACUCCGGAUGAGUCUCACUGGAGAAAACUGAAUAGAAGUUUGCAUCGUACUUCAUCUACUAUAGAUGGGAAGUAUGAUUCAUUGAAGGAGAUCAUGGUUGACGAUGUUGCUUUACUUGAAACUGUUGAAGAAAGAGAAAUGGAUAAAAAUUUGUUCUUUUCAGGGGAAUGUAAUGAUGAAUCUUCUGGCAAUGAGCUAGUGAGAUGCUCUCAGUAUUCAUAUAGUGGACAGAUUCAGUCUGAUGAAGUUUUUAAUGGAGCCACAACUUCAAGAAGUAAAGAUGCAAACCAAGAUAUUUUGGAAAAACCAGAUUCUUCACACAUGUCACGAGAAGCUGACACGUGUAAUCCGAUAGAAAAACCAAGUGAAGAGGACCCUGUUGACCAGGAUGAAGAAGAAACAGGUUGCAUCUCAUCGCAUUCUCUUCGCUUCGAGGUCAGCAAAUACACAGGAAGAAUCCACUUGUAUUCAUGUAUCCAAGGAGUAGAAACAAGGCCUACCCCAUUGUUCAAAAAUUUCAAACCAGAGGAACUUGAGACAAAAGAUCCAGACAACUCGGCUGAUUCAAUUUACAAACCUGCCCUUGUAAAAUUUCUCAAAGAAUGGAACAGUCUCAGACCUAUUGAGCAAAGAAAACUCUACAGCAAGCCUCUACAACUUCCUUUGUCUGUUGAGUUGUGUUUAAUGGAAAGCCAAAACCAUGACAAAGAUGGUUUGCUAAAAGGAGGAAGUAAGAAGCGUGGUACAUCAAUGGAUGAUAUAAGCCACCCCCUCCCUGCAAAUGCUAAAUGGAGAAAGGUUUCAAUUUUUCAUGGCAAAAAAGAGAGACGAUACAUGCAGGGUUAUACACUCAUUAACGAACCACUCUGUAAACUUUGUCAAAAAAUUUGCAUGAAGAAGAGUGCAAUGGAGCCUGAAUUCUUUGAGGAUUUGUUUUGUGAUUUGGAGUGUCAUGAAGAAUAUCGGUUAAGAACUAGUAAUAGACUACUACGAAAAAUGCUUGCCCAAAUUGAACAUGGCGUAUGUACAAAUUGUCAUCUUGAUUGUCGUAAGCUUGUGAAGAACAUCAAACCUUUGUCUCUUGAGAAGCGUAGAGAGUUUAUUAUGAGAGAAGCACCGAAGCUGGCUGCACGUAAAAAUGCACUUGAAAAGCUCAUCAGUGAUCCUACAGAGGGGAAUGCAUGGCAUGCGGACCAUAUUGUGCCUGUAUAUCAAGGGGGAGGGGAAUGUAGACUAGAGAACAUGCGGACUCUUUGUAUUGCGUGUCAUGCUGAUGUCACGUUAGCUCAAUGUUGUGAAAGACGCUCAGAACGAGCAAAGGCCAAGAAACAACUCAAGCGUUUGUUGGCCAACAUCACUUUAGUAAACAACUGCAAGGAAAAGGAGACAGACGAUGAUGACCUACUAGUUGUGAAUGUCCCGGGAAGUGCCUACCAUACCAUACAACAAACAUAAAUAGGUGUACAAGUGAAUUUUUCCUUGAGAUUUUUUUUUUGUUAUAAUGUAAUUUUUGUAUGUAACUUGUGCGUUGAAACUACAAAUAAUGGUUACUAAUGAUAUAUAUGUUGAUUAUAAGCAAAUAUUAGAUUACUUGGGUUGAUUGGUUUUAAGAAGAAUAUGUUGGUUGAUUUUUUCAU